GCCGCAGUAGGACACACUGACGGGAUGUCAUCGACCAUGACGAUGUUAACGCCGUUCGCUUUUGCUUUUCUCAUCAACAGUUUUUUGCCUCCAGUGUUGCCAUCGGUCGUGCAAGAUUUUAACCACGUGGAGAGAUGCAAGGACUCCCUGUACAUGGGAACACCACCGCGGGGCAUCAGUGACAUGAGUCUGAAGAAGAUCUGCCAGAGAUACGCAGACAAACCUCGCUAUGUGACCCUGUACGACCCUCACAAGAGGAUUCCAGUUUACUCAGCGUAUACCUUCAAGAAAACGGAAGGAGACAGACGUGUGGACUACCCUUGGAUGUAUGAGCCACAGCUGGCAGAAAUCGAUGGCAAUGGAAACAUGCUGCCCUUCCCCACUGGCUACCUGCACAUGAAGUUUGAGGACAGCCAGGCCGUCCUGGACGACUAUUCUGAUGUGGUUCUCUACGAGAGAGGUCACCUGAACCCAGACCAACACCAGUCCACUCCACAUGACCGGGCUGCCACUUACACCCUGACCAACGUUGUCCCGCAGAUAAGGCAGUUCAACAUUGGCCCCUGGCGUGAGUAUGAGGAGCGGAUCAGGGUCCGUCUCAACAACUUCUGCCGUGGAACUGCCUACAUCGUCACCGGCGUGACCACCAGGGGCAACAUGAUCCGUCGCAACAACCAGGACCGUGUGGCCAUCCCCGAGGAUGUGUGGUCCGCCUACUGCUGCACUGAGUAUGACCGCAACGCACCCCACGUUGUUCGCAUUCGCUUCCCUUCCCACGCAGCAUUGGCCAAAAAUAGCAAAGAGAGCAACAGUGUCCAUGAAAUGACGGUCCAGGAAUUGGAGUUCUAUCUGAAAAACCACAUGGAUGUCGACCAGAACCUGCAGCUCUUUUAUGACAACUGCAUAUCUCCUUCGCCACUUCCUCUUUACUUGCAACACACCAUCUAAAAGCUCUUUCAGUUACAUAUUUUGUGUGCAUAGGCUGCUU
Messenger RNA from Solea solea (common sole), 988 nucleotides. Its product is annotated as endonuclease domain-containing 1 protein. The transcript has 2 exons. The record is from RefSeq and is a predicted model, not a curated record. NCBI's taxonomy places the organism in Eukaryota, Metazoa, Chordata, Actinopteri, Pleuronectiformes, Soleidae. The coding region runs from base 25 to 948 and encodes 307 amino acids. Gene Ontology annotation, molecular function: metal ion binding; hydrolase activity; nucleic acid binding.